AUGUCUCAACUCAGUCUCUAUCCUGUGUCUAAGCCUGUGGUGCUUUUCGAACAAUUCAUUGCAACACAGCCACAGGUAUUGGUGUUGAAAGAGAGAAUUUUUUCUCUAUCAGGCGACAGCUUCGAAAUAAAGUUCGACAACGGUGCACCGUUUUUGAAAGUAACAGGUGCCUGGCCAUCGCUUUCUGGGCGUAAGAAAGUCGAAGAUAUGCAAGGCAAUCACCUGUUUGAUAUUUGCAAGGAGCACAUGCAUAUCCAUACCACCUAUUUCAUGAAGGAACCUGAUGGAAACAAAAUUUGUGAGGUGAAGAGCAGUCACAAGAUUAUUGGUUCCAAGGCCACUGCCACCUUUACAGACCCGGGUGCCAACGAAUUGGCCUUAACCAUGAAAGGAAACUGGAUGGACCAUGUUGCCAAUAUUGUCGAAGAACAGACCGGCGAUACUGUGGCUCGAAUCUCCAGGAAGCUUUUCACAGCUCGUCAUAUGUUCUUCGGAAAAGACAAUUAUAGUGUGAUAGUGGCACCUGGCGUGGACAUGGCACUCGUCGCUGGCUUAUGUAUCUGUUUCGACGAGAAAAACAAUGAUUAG
This is a messenger RNA of Penicillium manginii, 588 nucleotides long. RefSeq lists its product as uncharacterized. The transcript is spliced from 2 exons. The record is from RefSeq and is a predicted model, not a curated record. Lineage: Eukaryota; Fungi; Ascomycota; Eurotiomycetes; Eurotiales; Aspergillaceae. Bases 1 to 588 code for a protein of 195 amino acids.